CGGACCCCGUCAACCUGCAGAACUUCAGCAUGGAGGACAUCUAUGUCAGACAUGUGGAGCUGCUGGGCUUCGAGAAACGCUUCUUCCCAAGUCAGCACUACGUGUACCUGCUGAUGGUGAAAUGGAGCGACCUCGCAGAGAAACUCAUCUACAGGACGUAUCCUGAGAUCCACACCUUCCAUAAAUCACUAAAGGAGAUGUUUCCUAUCGAGUCUGGACAAAUCGAGAAGAAGGACAGAAUAAUCCCUUCACUACCAGCUCCUCGGUGGCUGGACAGUGAGAAGUCCAGAGAAGACAGGAAGUCCACCUUGGCCGAGUACUGCCAGUCGCUCGUCAACCUGCCGCCUCACAUCUCCCGCUGCAAACAGCUCUCCAGCUUCUUCAAAGUGCGACCCGAGGAUGAGAACCCUCCUGCACCGAACACGCUGAAAAGAAACGAGACGUUUGUGGAGUCCAGGGAACUAACAAGAGGCACCGCGUCUGAGAUUUCUGGCCCCAUCAUCCUGGACACGUACAGGGUCAUCGCAGACCUGGACAAAACAUCAAAAUACGAGAUAGCCCUGCACACCGGAGACCUCGUGGAAAUUGUGGAGAAAAGUCAGAACGGUUGGUGGUUCUGUCAGUGCGAGACCAAACGAGGAUGGGUUCCUGCCUCCUACCUGGAGCCUCUGGACGGACCUGAGGAGGCAGAGGAGGCUGAACCUGACUAUGAAGGGGAGCUGCACGUCACUAAUCAGGCCUACAAGGCCGAGCAGGAGGACGAGGUUUCUCUCGAUGUCGGAGAAACUGUGGAGGUCAUUCACAAACUGCUGGACGGCUGGUGGGUGGUCAGAAAGGGGGAUGAGACGGGUCAUUUUCCCUCCAUGUUCCUGCAGAAGGCCGACAGCAAGAAUGGACCAGUGAGGACCAACCCACGGGGGCAAAAACCUCCUCCACGCAGGUCCACCAUCAGAAACGCCAAAAGCAUCCACAACARAUCCCGUCAGCGGCUCAGCCAGGAGGCGUACCGCAGGAACAGCCGCCGGUACCUGCAGCAGAAGGGCAGCCGCCUAGCUUCGCCUCACCGGAACUCUGCCAAGUCUCCGCUGAGGGAGAGGAAGAAUCAGGAUAACAUCCCUGAGGUGUCUGGUUCCGGCUCUGAGAGCGAACUGAAGAAGGAGGCUCCGGUCAUCCCGCCGAGGCCCAGCGCCGAGCUCAUCCUGGAGCGCUGCACCGACAACACCCGCAAGAGGGUCAGCAUCCACAUGCCAGGCUCCGGAUCAACCAGCUAGUGCCGCCGAGUGUGUGAGGAUGUCAAAACUGUAGCUCCUGGAUGUCAUUCUGUUGGGUUUUAUCAAACAAACAAAGCUCAAUUAAACGGUGGGAAACUGUUUUAACAGAAGAUCAGACAUUUAUGCUGAGAAAAACCUGCAGCUUUCGCUGUACAAAAAAAAAAUCUUACCUGUUUACAGUUACUGAAACAUUGUUAAAAAUACAAACAUCCUACAUUUCUAUUCACUUUUAUUUACAAACAUAUUUAAAAUGAGCUUUAUUGGUAUUUGUUAUGACAGUAAAAUGUCCUUAAUGUGUCAUGUUGCUGCUGGUACCACAGUGACAGUAAACAUGAACAGAUCUAGACCAGAAUGCAUUGCAAAAACCUGAUUGUGAGCAUGCAYGUUGUUAAGGUCAACCAGUUUUUUAACUGUGCUCUAAAGAUGCAAAACCCUCACCAUGAGCUUCAUUUGUUUGUCUAAAUCCCAAAUAUUGUUGUGAGCAGUUUGACACAGAAAAAACCAAAAUAACUCUCAUCCUGCUUUACUUUGAGAUGAGUUCAGUUUUGUGCAUAUUUUUUUCCCUGCUACAUAAAAUAUGAAGCUAAGAAAACAYGUCUGGUAGCAAACUAUGAAGCUAUGUGUUUGUUUGUAAGUUUUGUUUUUAUUUAUAAAGCAAUAAAAAAUCUGUGAAGUUU
Molecule: messenger RNA, 1948 nt
Organism: Austrofundulus limnaeus
Lineage: Eukaryota; Metazoa; Chordata; Actinopteri; Cyprinodontiformes; Rivulidae
Gene: ncf1
Product: neutrophil cytosolic factor 1
Exons: 11
Coding region: 30-1271 (413 amino acids)
Biological process (GO): respiratory burst; superoxide anion generation
Cellular component (GO): cytoplasm; NADPH oxidase complex
Molecular function (GO): superoxide-generating NADPH oxidase activator activity; phosphatidylinositol binding; protein binding
Source: RefSeq, a predicted model, not a curated record